GUAUCUCGCCAACAUCCUAUCUCGUCCUGUCCCCGUUUUCCGUCCGACGGCAGCGCGCGCUGCCUGGCAGCUCGCUUGCUUACUUGCUUUUGCCCGGCCGCUUGCUCGCUCGCUUGCCUGCUUGCUUUUCAGCCCAGUGAAAGCGACAGCGAGCUGGCGAGCGCGCGAGGCUCUUCCGCGCCGCGCGGAUCAGCUCCGGAUAUUUAAUUACGCCGUGACGCGACGUAAUUCCGAUCGCGACGACGACAUCGAGAGCCCGACGUUGGUGCUUCGACGCUACGUGGUCGCGGGUGAUGAGCGCUUAGGAGCGACUAGUGCUGGUGCGUCGACAUGUGGGAGUCCCGCAGGAACUCGUUCGCCUGCCGAGCCGUCAGGACCAGGUGGUCCUCUUACGAGACCUGCUCGCCCGGCGAUGACGCCGCGGCCGGCCAGGACACCAGGACACGCUCCUCCUUAACGAUGCAGAGUGUGCGAGAAGGCCCGGCGCAGCACGCGAGCUAUCGCCAACAACGAUCUUCCUCUUGGCAGGACAGCCGCUCGUGCGAAGUGAGCAUAUCAUCCGCCCGCGCGUCGGUGAUGGUGUACGACGACGUGAACAAGAAAUGGAUACCGAGCGGCAGCUCGUCCGGUCUCUCGAAGGUCCAGCUGUACCACCAUCAAGUGAACAACACGUUCCGCGUGGUCGGCAGGAAGCUGCAGGACCACGAGAUCGUCAUCAACUGUGCGAUCCUGAAGGGGCUCAAGUACAAUCAGGCGACGGUCACGUUCCACCAAUGGAGAGACAACAAGCAGGUGUACGGGCUCAACUUUUCCAGUAAGGACGACGCCGAUGCCUUCGCCAGGGCGAUGCUUCAGGCACUCGACGUGCUGAGCAAUAGCAGCAACAUAUCACGAAGUCUCGCUCCGACAGCCGCGACGGCUACCCAGCAGCAGCAGACUGCCUACCAGCAGCAGCAGCAGCAGCAGCAGCAGCAGCAACAGCAACAACAACAACAACAGCAACAGCAGCAACAACAGCAGCCACAGCAGCAGCCUCAGCAGCAGCAGCAGAGCCAGCCGACCGCCCAGUACGAGGAGGACAUGGGAUACAGUCAAGGUCGUAGCGCGCGGAUCUCCUUGUCCCUGGGGCAUCUGCCUACGGGGACAGGCCAGAUGGCCCUGCCCGCGAGCUCCGCCACCCCGACCCCCGAUCACCAUGCGACCGUUGCGAGUGGUGCAGUCGGCGCCGCUGUUCAGGUGGGCUGUCCGCGUGGCUCACCGGGCGACGGACGCACGAGGACCAUGACCAGAGAAGACGUGGCGAUAAUCCAAGAGCGCAGAAUGUCCCAGCAGAGUCAAGCAACUGGCAGUCCCAACCCCAUCUCGCCGAGUUGCCCGCCAGCGCAGCAGCAACAGCAACAACAGCAGCAGCAGCAACAGCAACAGCAACAGUCCGGCCACCACAGGACCUCUUCGGCGCCGCCGGCACCGCAGCCGCAGCAGCAGCAGCCGGCGUUGCCGAGCAUCCAAGGUGUUGUCGGCGGCAUGGUGCCAGCUGCCCCGCAAAUGUCGGCCGGGGUCGGUCCACCGAUCCCGCCGCCCCAGCCACCCGUGGCACCGCCCGCACCACCGUGUCCGCCGGCGAUGAUGAACUUCAACACGUCGAUACCGGCGCCGCCGAUGAUGAUAAACCAAUACGUGCAGUCGCCGUCGUCGCAGACGGGCCAAGCCCAGUGCCCACCGAUCUACGUCACUAACCAGUCAGCCCAGUACGUCGGGCCGUCCGCGAGCAACCAGUAUACCAGCACCACCACCGCCGGCGGCGGCAGUGGCGGUGGCAGCGGCGGCGGCGGCGGCGGCGGCGGCGGUAGCGGCGGCGGCGGCAGUAGCGGUGGCGGCGGCGGCGGCGGCAGCGGUAGCGGUAGCGGCGCCGUCGCCGUCGCCGUCGCGAACAGCGUCGUGGGCCAAAGCCCGAGCCAGUACCCGUCUACCGGCGGUAGCCAGAACAACUUCUACGGCACUAACAACCAGACGAGCAACUACGCCGCCGGCGGACAGGUGGGCCAAGUCAGCCAGUACAGUCAACCGGCCGGUAACCAGGUCGCGCAGUAUGGAAACGCCGGCGGCGGUAACCAGUACGGCAGCAAUAGCUCGAUAAGUCAAUACGCGGCGGUCCCGCCGCCGCCAGCGGGUCAGUACGCGAUCGCCCAGCCGGGCCAGUCGCAGUAUGGCACGAUCGUGUCGCAGGCGCAGGCCCAGUACGCCGGCACGGCCGGCCAGGUGCAGGUGGCCGCCGCCGCCACCACGAAUCCCUACGGGACGCCGGCGAACUCGGUGAACCAGUACGCCGCGAGCGGACUCCACACGGUCGGUGCGAACGCUUACGUUCCUCUCGCUGCCGCCGCAGGCGGCCCACCUCCGCCUCCGAUGGUGCCGUUGGCCGGGCCCGCCGCGCCGCCCCCGCCGCCGCCGCCGCCGGCGCCUAACGCCAACAGCGCGGCAGCAGCCAGCUCGUCGAGCGACCCUCCGCCGGACACCAACUCGUUGGCUGCCGCUCUGCAGGCUCGUCUGAAGAAGAAGCAGCAACAGUCGCAGCCGGUGGAGAACAGCGGCUCGAGCACCAGCAGUAGCGGAAGCGGCAGCGGAGGCGGCGGCAAUUAUGGCACUUUGGGCAGAGGAGGAGGCGGCGGAAUGGCUUCCAUGAUGGACGAGAUGGCGAAGACUCUGGCGCGUCGACGAGCCGCCGCUGAGAAGAAGCAGCCGGAGCAACCACCGGAGCCGGAGAGCUCUCCGGACAAGAAGUCCUGGGACAAGAGCAACUCGUCUAACAACAAGUUCUCCAACGGCGCCGAGUCCCCUAAGUCGGUGCGCAAGAGGUUCGGCUCGGCCUCGGAGGACACCCUUCUCAAGGUGAACGGAGUCAACGAUGGGUCCUCGCUCACUGCGCAAGAGAUGGAGGCUUUCAAGGCGGAAAUCAUCAAGGAGGUGCGCAAAGAGUUCCAGAAGAUGAAGCAGGAGAUCAUCGAUGCCGUGAGGACAGAACUGAACAAAAGAUAAAGAAGACGACACGAGGAAGAGACAGACGGAAGGACGACAGAGCUAACCUCAAAGCCGAAAAGAACGGGACAGCGACCCGAAAAGGAGGAGAAGAGAGAAGAAGGAGCGGAGAGAAAAUUGAAGAAAGAAAAAGAGAAGAAGGGAAGGAGAAGUUCUGUGAGACUAAAUCGCUCGAUAUCGAGGUGUUGUUAUCGAGACCCACGUACAGGUUUUUACAACAUAUUUGCGAGAAUGUGUAGUGUGUGGUUACACUUAUGUAUAUCGGACAUUUGUGUGUGUAAGUACGUUAAUCUAACUUAGCAUCUUAAGUGGCCGUAAUCCUUUCGUUAUUUGCUACACAAAUAACAAUCGUAACGGAACGUUGAAUCAGUUGAGUUUCGUUCGGCUCGGUUUCUGGGAGGCUCGGUUAAGUCUCUCGGCGUUUUUCUUUUCUUUUUUUUUUGUACACGCACAAGGGAUCACGAGGGGAGAGCCUCUCUCGGUCGGCCUCUCGGCCGCCGAGCAGAGAGAGGGAGCGAGGAACAGAGGGAUUGUGAGAGAGAGAGAGAGGGAGAGGGAGAGGGAGAGAGAGGUUAUAGAGAGCGACACUCGGGCGAGAGCGUAAUGUAAGUACACGCACAAUGAGAUACUACUAUAUCGCUUCGUAGAUUUUAAAGGGAUAUCGAUAAAGACCAAAAAAAUGGUGUACUAUUUAUAAUAUAAAUUAUAUCGAUCUACACACACAGACACACACACACGCAUAAAUAUCUACGCUAAUAUUCAUGUUUGGGGACGCGCUCGUUUAUAGUCAUGGCCGGAGACGAGCGAGACGCCUCACAAAGCGCGAGACGGUCGAUAUUGAGAGAAUCAGGGCCGGGACGAGAAAGUUUUCCUGAUUGUUGAACGUUACGCGCCUCGCGGCGCAAAGACGAUUAUUUGAAUACCCGCGGGAAACUCAAUGAUUUCAACGUCGAAGUUACGUACGUCGUACAUAUAUAUUUUUUAACGCAUAUGGUCAGGCAGGGUUUCUAAGACUUCUCUUGUAUGCCGAGGCAUUUUUUACAACACACACCGUAAGGAUGAUCUCACCGUUGUAGAAGGAAUUCGUGCGGAAACCUUUUCGUCAAAUGUCGUGGCAUGUGUUCUCCUCAGCGUUCGUAUUAUAUUAAACGUCCUGCACACGUUUUGUUCCCCCUUAACUUUCGUCGACGAAUCUGCACACGACGCGCGUGCACGUGCGUCACACACACGGACACACACACACACACACACACACACCACACACACACACACACACACACACACACACGCUGCCGUCGAUUAUUUAUGCAAAGCUUGCGUUGUCGAUCUGUGUUGCAGCAACGCACGAAUCGAUCUCUCUGUAUGAAAAUGUAACAGGCGAAUGACAUUCCAGAAACACCCCGUUCCCUCCUCAGCCGAUACUGCGCUAGUCUACUCUAGCAAGUUGAACACGCAACGUUGUAAAUAGCAAUAACGACCAGAGACGACGGAUGCCACGAUCGUUGAUUGUGAAAUUCUCCCGAGCAACGGCGCGCGCUCGCGCCUGCAACGAGUAGUUAAUUAAGGAAUCCCCGCGCGCGUUUCUCGAUUCAUUCCCGAUGUGGCCUGACGAAUUCGUCGAGUAUCCGGAGCGCACGUCCGAUUGGUAACACACACGCUUCGUCUACAGUCCUCCGAACUCGCGAAACCGCCGUCGUGUACAUCGAAGCGUACAUAUCUGUCUGUUUUUUAUUUUAUUUCUUUUUUUUCUGGCUGUAUUGACCGGGCGAUAUCUCUCCUCCCGAGAGAGCCGUCGGCAUUCUUCUCCGCGUUGCUCGCACCUUCGUGGCUUUCCAUUUAAUUAGCGUGUACGGCUUCUCCUCUCACAGCUUACUUCUGGCGAGCAUUUUCGUUUGUUUGGGCAAUUCGCUCUCUCGCGCGCGUGCACCUGUAGGGCCGCUGAACACCCGUACGAUACGUAGUUUAUUAUAUUUUUUUUUUUUGGUAUCAUCGAGGCUAUAUUUAUACUUUCACGCUCUCGACGCAUACGAGUAUCGGCCGCGAUCGGCAAGAAGUUCUCGGGCGCCAAGUAAUUUUAACGUUCUGACGCAAUUUUCGCAAUUACGGUCGCGAGCGACCGCUACUAUUAAGCUAACACUUCGCGAAGAAUAAAAAGAGAAAGAAGAGAAAACGACAGAAACGCGAGAGACACCGUACCAGUCAUUGAAGAUCGUCCCUUGGAAAAUUGUCCGAGCGAGUCGGUAUAUGACUCGUAGUGUCGAUGAUAAUCCUUCGUUCUUCUCUCCGCCUCGCAAUCGAUAUUCCUUAUCGAGCACAGAGGAUAAUGUCUUCUUUUUUCUUGUACGCAAGGGAGGAAAGUCUGUCCGCCGCGGGCCAGACGGGAACUCGCUGCCGAGGAAGGAUCUCCCCGUUGCUGCGACUGAAACAUUCGUCUGAGAAGGUUCGGCUGAAGUAACCGAGGACAAUUGACUGAGUAACGGAAACCCUCCGCGGGAAACUUCCUGUUUCCGCAGCCGAGCGCCCGUCUGCUCCCCGGCCGGCAGAACAGAAGAUUGACGAGGAAGAUUGACGUGCGAGUGAUCAGUUUACGUAGCAGUAGCGGUAGCGGAAUAGCGACGAUGACUUGUAACAGUAGAGUAGCGGUUUGCUUUCUCCUUCUGUUCAAGGCCGUUGGUGGACGCGCAUUGUCCCGGAAACUCAAAGACUCGAGGUUCCGAAAGCGGGGCGACCGGAAGCCGCAGGACAAUGAGAGAGUGAUUAUCUCCAUAUAGCACAAAAGUUGCAGUAACAUUGCGGCAAUGUUGCUGUAACUUUUGUACCUAUGGGUUUUGUGAGAAUUAUUAGGAGGUCCCGAGGCUCGCAGUCGCCCCGAGGAGGAGCUACGUCUCACUCCGAAGACUAUCGCCCCGAGGACUUUAACAACGGACAAGUCGAGAACGCGUCUUGGCCGGGCGAGACGGACUUUCCGUCUCAGGCGAAACAAGACGCGCUCGAUCUUGGCAUUGCGACUUCCCCCGGGAAUCGCCUCGGCUUUUGAGUCUCCGUCCGCUCCUCUACUUCGAGACAACGCGCGUCCGCCGGAUUUCCCGGACUUUCCGAGCGUUCCGUCAAUGUCCGGUACGUGUGCGGAACUUGCCGACUCGCGUGGCUUUCGUCGAAGGCUGAAUUUUUAUCACGGGGCUUUUUAUCGCGCGACGCUUUGCCGCGCGCGCUAUGAUAAGCGUAAUCGUAAGAUACCUUGAUAUAACCGUUUUAUGAGAAAUUCGCUGUCGAAAGACUAGACGAGAGAACGAGCGAGCGAGCAAGAAGAAAGAAAGAGAGAGAGAGAGAGAGAGAAAAAGAUCGUCUUCUAGUCGGGUCGUUAGAGUGAGCGGAGAGCGAGGGGAGGCGAUGUAUAUUCGACGUUUGUUUGUUUCUCUCUCUCCCGACGCACUUCGACGCGCAGCCGAGGGACAAUGAGGGAGUGACUGUCCCCAUACAGCACAAAAGUUGCAGCAACAUUGCUGCAAUGUUGCGGCAAUGUUGCUGCAACUUUUGUACUGUAUAGGUCUUGUGAGAAUCACUGGGAGACGAUUUCUUCCGUCGGCACACCUUGAAGUGCGUCGGGAAAAAAAGCGUUUCGCAGGUGGCUCGAUAAACACCAGCUGACGAUAGCGUUGCGACAACGUUGCAACUUCCCGCUCAACAGUACAAUCGCCACGCGCGAUUAUUUGUAGCGUCACACGUUGCGCUAAGUGGCGAUCUGUUAUAUCGAUGCAAUGUUACAGCCCAUGCAGCGUUGCUGCAAACUUGCAAUAUUGCAGCAAUAUUUCUGCAACUUUUGCGCCGUAUGGAAGUCGGUUGGUGUUUGUUGCGAAAGGCACACGUGGUUUUGAGACGGUUUGGACACCUUUCCGUCUCUUGCCGACGCAGUUCCGUGGUCCAAUGAGGGAACUUUGGACUUCCGGCGGUUCCCCGCCGGGCAUAUCGGCUGGCGAACGCGGACGAGCCGUGUCAAGACCGGAUGUGCCGCCUUUUCACUUGGACAACGACUCGAUCUCCUGUCGAUCGGUUUCCUUACGUUCGUUUCACGCCUAAGUGCCGGCUAUAAUAACUUGGCGCGUACUCGAGCGCACGUGUGCGGAGUGUUUCCACGUUUAUCCUGCGCGCCGCGAUGGCGAGCGGCGCUGGCUGCGCAUUUUCGCGUAUGCGCGCACCGACACACACACACACACACACAAACACGAUUGUCUUUUUAAUAUAUAUACGCUUCAUUUCUUUUUUAUCUGUCGGGGCGUUCCUUCCCCCCCUCCGCCCUCAGCCUUUUCAUGACGCAUUUUUUACACUUCAUCCUUGUACAUAUAAACUUAUCUGGUGUGUGGAUAAUCUUGCUAUA
Harpegnathos saltator (Jerdon's jumping ant) is the source of this 7411-nucleotide messenger RNA. RefSeq names its product ENAH actin regulator enabled (gene ena). The transcript has 9 exons. Gene Ontology annotation, molecular function: SH3 domain binding. The record is from RefSeq and is a predicted model, not a curated record. The coding region runs from base 331 to 3036 and encodes 901 amino acids. NCBI's taxonomy places the organism in Eukaryota, Metazoa, Arthropoda, Insecta, Hymenoptera, Formicidae.